AUGGACCCGACUGCCGGCUGGUAUAAAGGUAUGACUCUUACCGACAUGAAAGAGGCUCGCAAAGCCGUCCGAGAGCGCGCGCGCAUCUACAACAAGCCAUUCCGCGUCAUCAAAGCUUGUGCCAGAAACUGGACUACCGAAUGCAUUAGUGGCCCAUCUUGCCCGUAUAGAGUGCGCAUUAUAUGCAGCAGAUCAAAGGGACCAGAAAAUGGCCGCAUGAUUCUCUCGGAAUUCAACCCUCAGCACCUUUGUACGGUCGACGGGACAAUGAAUCCCGAGGCGCAGCCCGCUGCCUCUCUUGAGCAACAGCAGCCUCUGCCGCAAAUGACGGAUGCCGACCCUGGUGUUGGAGAGCCUCCGCGACAACGGGCUGAGCGGGCUGUAGUUGCGUGUGAACCUUGUAAGAGAAGCAAAGUCCGAUGCUCUGGGAUCAACCCCUGUGAGCCUUGUAUAGCCCGUCGGGCUCAGUGUGUUUUUCUUGGGGCGGAGAAGCUGGUUGUUAUUCCUGAGAGGUAUUUACGCAUGCUGGAAGACAGGUAUGCGGCGACGAGCAUGAAUCAAAUAGACCCAGCUGAUCGGUCAUUUCCCGAACAUGAAGAAUCACAUGCUCCACCGUCCACGAACGCGUCCUGA
Aspergillus mulundensis is the source of this 633-nucleotide messenger RNA. RefSeq lists its product as uncharacterized. Gene Ontology annotation, biological process: positive regulation of transcription by RNA polymerase II. The record is from RefSeq and is a predicted model, not a curated record. The coding region runs from base 1 to 633 and encodes 210 amino acids. The transcript has 4 exons. Gene Ontology annotation, molecular function: zinc ion binding; DNA-binding transcription factor activity, RNA polymerase II-specific; sequence-specific DNA binding. Lineage: Eukaryota; Fungi; Ascomycota; Eurotiomycetes; Eurotiales; Aspergillaceae. Gene Ontology annotation, cellular component: nucleus.